AUGGCGAAAUAUCUCAAAAAUAACAGUAGUAAUCGCAACCAAUUUCAGCAGUUCAUCAACAAGGCCUCCCAGACUAGUGUUCUUGCAAGCUGUUACAGUGUGACUGAGCCGACCUCAGCAGUCAAGGGCUUCCACUACUGCACUACGACGGGGACCGGAUCGAAGCCCCCUUCUUUAAGUCCUCCCUUCGAUACAACCGUCCGCUCGGGAAUGGAGAGCAUAUGGCCAGGAAUUAGUCUGCCAGAAUACAGAAGGGAGGCAGCGCACACCAUCUCGGGAGAGUGUGAGAGGCUCUUCUGCGACACACUGUCCGCGAUGCUCCAUGGUGAGAGGAGACUCGCGCGACAGGAGUUGCUUGAGGUGGGUGCGUGCCAAGCUAAUCAGCAGGGCCAUAAUAGACAAGAAUAUAAGCGCGUCCAAUCGUGGGUGGAAAUGUGGGAUUACACAAGCGAUGCUAUUUAUCGAGGCUUUGUGACAGAGACGAGCGGCGAGCGAACAUUGUUCGUCUUCUUCGAAGAUAAUGCAUUGGGACAUGGUCUCAAAAGCGGAUACUACUCUGUACAUUCAACUUCGCCCUAUUCAUACAGAGAGGCUUCACCAGGGCAGACCACCCAACCAGCAAUUAUGCCGAACGCACAUCAUUUCAAUCUUCCCCUGAUUCCGAAAUUCCUGCUUCCGCCCACAGUGUUCCGCUCACGACAGAGUGCGGGGUGUGAUUCUUCUCAGCCCAACGAUCACGAUCUUUCGAAAAGUGAAAAGUAUCUAGAUGGUCAUGUGUCAUAUCUUCGUUGCUCCCGCUGUGCAGCAGAUAUUUGCUUGGCUUCUCAGAUCGUCAGCAAAGGUUUCAAUGGUCAGCAUGGCCGUGCCUACCUUGUCUCCCCGGAGCCCGUUGCCAGUGCAGUUUCCGUGAGCGCAUCAUCCUCACCAACCAUCUCGCUACCGAAUACCAUCCUGCAGAAGCCUGUGUGGCGCCAGUUGGUUACAGGGGGGCAUACCGUCAGUGAUAUGAGCUGUGCUUCCUGCGGGAGUGUGCUUGGUUGGAAGUAUGUUGCUGCUGAUGAGGAAUCGCAGCGAUACAAAGUCGGCAAAUUCAUUUUGGAAACCAAGAAGAUCACGGCAUCAUCUUGCUGGGAAUCCCCUCCAAGAAACAUCGGUUCCGCUGCACCAUUUGGCACCGUUAAUUCCGGGAAUUCGGGUACAAAACUUGAUGAAGAUACAAGUUUUGACAGCCAAGAUGAGGAUGAGUGCGAGGACUUAUUUGCCGGGAUCUGGAAUCCUGAUUUGGCUAUGCGUCGAAGGAGUCGCAAGCCUAACCAUCGUUCCACAGUGUUCGGUCUUGGUUGA
Molecule: messenger RNA, 1344 nt
Organism: Aspergillus glaucus CBS 516.65
Lineage: Eukaryota; Fungi; Ascomycota; Eurotiomycetes; Eurotiales; Aspergillaceae
Exons: 3
Coding region: 1-1344 (447 amino acids)
Molecular function (GO): ornithine decarboxylase inhibitor activity
Source: RefSeq, a predicted model, not a curated record